AUGACAGAUCCAGACCCAGAUCCAACGACUGGCCGACAAAGACAAAGUACGUUCAAGCGAAAUGGCCAUAUAAACUAUUUCCUCCGAUGUCUGAGGGCAUUACCUACCGCUGCGCAGGGUAGCGACUCGAACAGGAUCACCGCUGCUUUCUUCUGCAUAUCCGGGUUGGACCUUCUCGGUGCGUUAGAAGAUAAGACAACGAGGGAACAGAGGGAUGGGUGGAUAGAAUGGAUAUGGUCAUUACAGGCUCCUACGGGUGGAUUUAGAGGUUCGACAUUUAUGACUACUCCUAAUGAAAAGACAUCGCCUGCACAUAUACCAUCCACAUACACCGCUCUGAUGAGCUUAGCGAUCCUUCGAGCACCCCUCAAUCGACUGGAUAUACCAGGAUUGAUCCAAUUCCUCAGAUCGUGUCAAGCGAAAGACGGCUCUUUCUCACCUGUACCAGGAGAUGAUAUCUACCCUAACGAAGGGUUCCAAAGCGACGUGCGGAUCAGUUAUUGUGCGAGUGUGAUAUCGGAUAUCAUUGGUGAUUUUGCGGGUAUAAAUAUAGAUCUAUCCAAGAGUUUCAUAGGGAAAUGCAAGACAUGGGAAGGAGCUUAUGCCUCGAGACCUGGGGUUGUCGAAGCUCAAGGCGGUACGACAUACUGCUCUCUCGCGACACUAUCAAUCCUCAACAGACACACGCAGACUCAACCUGAAUGUCAGAUUUCACCUCAAGAAACGCUCAGAUGGUUGAUAUCUCGUCAGAUAGGUGGGUUCCAAGGUAGACCAGGUAAACUGGAGGAUGUAUGUUACUCGUUCUGGUGUGGUGGAGCUAUCAGUAUCCUUGGUCAUUCAAAUCUGAUCAACCGAGAUGCAGAUCGAACUUUCCUACUCUCAGCUCAAUUCCCAUUAGGCGGAUUCGGUAAAGAACCUGAAGAUUAUCCUGAUCCAUUCCAUUCAUAUUUGGCUCUAGCGGCUUUGUCUCUCCAUCAUUCGGAACUCAAUGUGAAAGAUGAUAAUGAUGGAUUGGGGUUGAAAGCGUUGGACGUUACUUGGAAUGUAAGUCUGGGGACUGCACAAUGGUUGAAAGAUGAGAUAUCACGGGUGAAAGGCGUAUCUCAAUCGUGA
Molecule: messenger RNA, 1113 nt
Organism: Kwoniella botswanensis
Lineage: Eukaryota; Fungi; Basidiomycota; Tremellomycetes; Tremellales; Cryptococcaceae
Exons: 7
Coding region: 1-1113 (370 amino acids)
Biological process (GO): protein geranylgeranylation
Cellular component (GO): CAAX-protein geranylgeranyltransferase complex
Molecular function (GO): CAAX-protein geranylgeranyltransferase activity
Source: RefSeq, a predicted model, not a curated record